AUGAGAUCCUUCCUCGCCUCCAUCCUCUGCUUCCUUCUCUUCUCCUUCGUUGCCAUCAAUGCGCAGUCCAAUCUGACGCCAACGAACAUUGCCGAUCUUCUCCAAGAGGAGGCUGUUCUCCCCACUGCCGCUGAGGAUGUCGUGACCAGCUAUGUCUUCCCUGACAACGCUGCCCGGCGUAAUGUUCUGAUGUGGGUUUCCGCACGAUUCGAAAAUUUAGAGUUCACUGCUGGUGAGCCCGUCGAAGUGCUUGUUGGCUUCAGGAACAAGGGUUCGCGUCAGUACAACAUCACCUUCAUCGAUGCCUCCUUCAACUUCCCCCAGGACUUCUCUUACUACAUCCAGAACUUCUCUCGCUGGGAGUACGGCAUGCCCGUUCAGGCCACUCAGGAGGUCACCCUCUCCUACAUGUUCAGGCCCGACGCCAUGUUGGAGCCCAGGGAUUUCGGUCUCCUCGUGAAUGUCUACUACAAGGACGCCACGGGCAGGAACUACACCAACGCCGCCUUCAACGGCACCGUCGAUCUCGUCGAGCCCGUCGUUGGCUGGGAUGCCCAGAGCUUCUUCGCUGUGCUCGCCGUGCUCGCUCUCCUCGGUGUUGGCGGUUUCUUCGCCUACCGUUCGCUCAGCACCUGGGCCAAGAAGCAGAAGUCGUCCAAGAAGGUCGAGUAUGGCACCAAGGUCAGGCAGGAGGUCGAGGAUGACUGGCUCGCCGGUACCGCUGCCGAUCCCGCUCUCCGCAAGAGGAAGCAGCAGCAGCCCAAGAAGAAGGUCAACAAGAGCGGAUAA
Acanthamoeba castellanii str. Neff is the source of this 789-nucleotide messenger RNA. Its product is annotated as transloconassociated protein, putative. The coding region runs from base 1 to 789 and encodes 262 amino acids. Lineage: Eukaryota; Discosea; Longamoebia; Acanthamoebidae. Gene Ontology annotation, cellular component: endoplasmic reticulum membrane; endoplasmic reticulum. The transcript has 5 exons. The record is from RefSeq and is a predicted model, not a curated record.